GUAACAUCUAAGGAUGGCACGAGGAGCGUUGGUGCAGAUCCUCUCUUGAGAAUGACGGCGAUUACACCAACAUAUAUAAACAAAAACAAAAGAACUUUAGAAGGCAACUGGCAAAUGUAUAUUAUAGAUCCUAGUCGAAGAGAUAUGCUGUAUUGUAUGCAUGAAAAAUGCGAAAAGAAAACAAUAGAGAUCUGUAUUGAUACACAAUUAACAAGUGCAGCAAAGAAACGAUGUCAAGGAAGUUCAGAAAGGUGAGAAAAAAUAUGAAGCCUGAACUUGUUAAACGACGGGAAACAUACUCGUCAAAAUAUCCAGCUUCAACAGUAGACAUUGAUAAGUAUUCCAUGUACUUAAAACCAAGGUUUGAAGCUCAUGGCCCCCUUUCCAAGUACAAGAUAUCACACUCCCGACUAUCGAAGUUUUGAAUAAUAGUGGC
Rhizopus microsporus ATCC 52813 is the source of this 436-nucleotide messenger RNA. RefSeq lists its product as uncharacterized. NCBI's taxonomy places the organism in Eukaryota, Fungi, Mucoromycota, Mucoromycetes, Mucorales, Rhizopodaceae. The transcript has a single exon. Bases 231 to 425 code for a protein of 64 amino acids. The record is from RefSeq and is a predicted model, not a curated record.